UCCGGGGGGGCGGGGGGAUGCGCUGGCCGUGGUGCUCAAGGCCCUGGCAGGGACUCUUCUACAGCGCUUCUUCCCGCCACUUCGGGGGGUGGCGCACUUGGCUUGCUUGGCUCCGCUCCCUUCCCCUGCGAGCGGCUGAAUGGUUCGCUCUCCACCGCACACUCCCCGCCCUCCCGCUUGCUGGCUCGCUCCUCCCCUCUUCGUCCUGCUCCUCCAGGCUGUUGAUGCGGAACUAGCCAGGCGGCUUGAGGCUGGGCCGAGCUUGAAGCGUGAGGGGCCUCUACUGACAGUGGAUGCUGCAAUUUCCAUGCACAUUCUCUCUUCUGAGGGAGUUGUUGGAAGCUAGCUGGAUCAAUGAAGAAGGAAUUCACUGAGAUGACAUAGUGAAGGAUACGAGACCAUGGUGCAGAAGAAGAAGAGCUGUCCUCGGUUACUUGAUUACCUUGUGAUUAUUGGGGCCAGGCAACCAAGCAGUGAUAGUGUGGCACAGACACCUGAACUACUACGCCGUUACCCUCUAGAAGACCACACUGAGUUCCCACUUCCUCCUGAUGUAGUCUUUUUCUGCCAGCCAGAAGGAUGUUUGAGUGUGCGACAGAAGCGAAUGAGUCUGCGAGAUGAUACUUCCUUUGUCUUUACGCUCACAGACAAAGAUUCAGGUGUCAUUCGCUAUGGAAUAUGUGUCAACUUCUACCGCUCCUUCCAGAAGCGUGUCCCUAAGGAGAAAGGAGAAGGCAGUGGAGGGCAUCGUGUCCGAGAUGGGCAGAAAUUACCCAAAUUGGGGGAUACUUCUGUUACCCAAGAAGAGAUGGGUAAUGAGAGUUCUGAAAGUGGGAGUUCUCUGCAGCCACCUAGCAUAGAAUCCACCCCAGAUGUGAAUCGAUCACCUCGGAGUAAACGUCGAGCAAAAGGCACUCACCGUUCUCGUAACAGCACCCUAACCUCUCUUUGCAUCCUUAGUCACUAUCCCUUUUUCUCUACCUUUCGUGAAUGUCUGUACACCUUGAAGAGGCUGGUGGAUUGCUGCAGUGAGAGACUUUUGGGCAAGAAGCUGGGGAUCCCUAGAGGAGUGCAGAGGGAUACAAUGUGGCGGAUUUUCACGGGCGCUCUCCUAGUGGAGGAGAAAUCCAGUGCAUUGCUACACGAUUUGCGUGAAAUUGAAGCUUGGAUUUACCGACUGCUUCGCUCACCUGUGCCUGUUGCUGGCCAAAAGCGUGUGGAUGUGGAGGUUUUGCCGCAUGAACUGCAGCCAGCCUUGACUUUUGCCCUCCCUGAUCCAUCCCGCUUCUCUCUGGUGGAUUUUCCGUUGCAUCUGCCCUUGGAGCUGUUAGGUGUAGAUGCAUGCUUGCAGGUGUUAUCCUGCAUUCUUCUGGAACACAAGGUAGUGCUGCAGUCCCGGGACUAUAAUGCUCUCUCCAUGUCUGUGAUGGCAUUUGUGGCUAUGAUUUACCCAUUGGAGUACAUGUUCCCAGUUAUUCCUCUCCUCCCCACCUGCAUGGCUUCUGCAGAACAGCUUCUUCUGGCCCCAACACCCUACAUUAUCGGAGUACCAGCCAGCUUCUUCCUAUACAAACUAGACUUUAAAAUGCCAGAUGAUGUAUGGCUUGUUGAUCUGGACACUAAUAAGGUUAUUAUUCCUACAAAUGCUGAGUCAUUGCCUGUUUUACCAGAACCAGAAGUUUUAGAAUUGAAAAAGCAUCUGAAACAGUGUCUGGUUAGCAUGACUGCAAUCACUCAGCAGCAGCUGCUCACGCCUGACAAAAAGGCUUUGGCCAGCAUGAGUUUGAAUACCCAGCCCAUUCUUAACCUUGAGAAGUUUCAUGAAAGCCAGGAGAUCCCCCUGCUUUUGGGAAGACCUCAACACGAUCUGCAGUCCACACCUUCUACAGAAUUCAAUCCCCUAAUCUAUGGCAAUGAUGUGGAUUCAGUGGAUGUGGCCACUAGAGUUGCCAUGGUGAGGUUCUUCAAUUCACCAAAUGUUUUACAAGGAUUCCAGAUGCAUACCCGCACACUACGCCUCUUCCCCCGGCCAGUGGUUGCCUUUCAGACCAAUUCCUUCCUAGCCUCACGACCAAAACAGACACCCUUUGCUGAUAAAUUGUCCAAGACACAGGCCGUGGAGUAUUUUGGGGAAUGGUCACUCAACCCCACUAAUUAUGCUUUCCAAAGAAUUCACAACAACAUGUUUGACCCAGCUCUGAUUGGUGAUAAACCAAAGUGGUAUGCUCACCAGCUGCAGCCAAUUCACUACCGUGUCUAUGACAGUAAUUCUCAGCUGGCUGAAGCACUAAGUGUCCCAAUAGAAAGAGAAACAGAUUCUGAUCCUACUGAUGAUAGUGGAAGUGACAGCGUGGACUAUGAUGACUCCAGCUCUUCAUAUUCAUCACUUGGUGACUUUGUUAGUGAAAUGAUGAAAUGUGACAUAAAUGGUGAUACUCCAAAUGUGGAUCCACUCACACAUGCAGCUUUGGGUGAUGCCAGCGAAGUAGAAUUUGAUGAUUUCCAAGAGUACUCGGGUGAUAUGGAUGAACAGGCCCCAGAUAGUGAGAACUCGCAAGACAACAACCAGCCUCGGUCAAGUUCAAGCACUACAGCCAGUAGUAGCCCCAGCACUGUCAUUCAUGGGGUGAAUCAUGAAUCUGCUGAUUCAGCAGAGAUGGAGGAGAAGAUGAUAGCUGGAUUUUCAAACCACCUUCCCAGUUUACCUUUACAACCAAACUUCCCCAAGAUAAGUGCAGAUCGUCAUGAGAAUGAGAGUCCUGCAAGCAGUUUAGGCUCUGUGGAAGGAGUGGUGAAAAAACGAGAGUAUGAUAACCCAUACUUUGAACCUCAGUAUGGGUUCCCAACAGAAGAGGAUGAUGAUGAACAGGAAGAAAGCUACACACCGAGGUUCAAUCAGAACUUCAGUGGCAAUAGGCCUCAGAAGCCUCUGCGUCCCAACAGUUUAAAACUGGGCAACGACUCUGAUGCAGAAUCUGAUUCCCAUGCCAGCUCCCCAAAUUCUACAGUCUCCAAUAACAGCAAUGAAGGCUUUGGGGGCAUUAUGUCUUUUGCGAGUAGCCUAUACAAGAACCACAGCACAAGCUUUAGCCUAUCUAAUUUAGCACUUCCAACCAAAGCUGGGAGAGACAAAAACACUCCAUUUCCUAGCCUGAAAGUAUUUGGGCUAAAUACUAUAAUGGAGAUUAUUACUGAAGCUGGGCCAGUAAGCAAUGAAGGAAACAGGCGAGCACUUGUGGAUCAGAAAUCUUCUGUUAUAAAGCACAGCCCAACAGUUAAAAGGGAGUCUCCUUCACCACAGGGACGAACCAGUAAUUCCAGUGAGAACCAACAGUUCUUGAAAGAAGUAGUUCAUAAUGUCCUGGAUGGACAAGGAGUUGGUUGGUUGAACAUGAAGAGAGUUCGGCGUCUGUUGGAAAGUGAGCAGCUUCGUGUCUUCGUAUUAAGCAAGCUUAAUCGCACCAUCCAGUCAGAGGAGGAUGCUCGACAGGAUGUUGUCCAGGAUGUGGAGAUCAACCGCAAGGUUUAUAAAGGGAUGCUGGACUUGCUGAAAUGUACUGUAUCAAGCCUUGAACAGUCGUAUGCAAAUGCUGGACUUGGGGGCAUGGCCAGUGUCUUUGGCCUGCUGGAGAUAGCACAUACUCACUUCUAUAACAAAGAGCCAGAAAAACGAAAACGAAGCCCAACAGAUGGAGCAAUCACUCCGGUUGGCAAGGACCCUAAUUUAGCCAUGAGGGUGGAACCGAAACCCAAGGUGCAACUGCCAGUACCCCAGCUCAUGCCAAGGGCACCAAGCCCUGCAGGGAAAGGGCCAAGGGAGUUUGACACAAGAAGUCUAAAGGAAGAAAAUUUUGUAGCUUCUAUUGAAUUGUGGAACAAGCACCAGGAAGUGACAAAGCAAAAAGCUUUGGAAAAACUGAGGUCGGAAGGUACAAAACACUUCUUUGAUCUGGGAGAGACAGAUGAGAAGAAAUCUCAGAUCAGUGCAGACAGUGGUCUAAGUUUAACCUCCAGUUCCCAGAAGAGUGAUCUGGACUCUGUGGCAAGCACGGGACCUGCUGUUAUGAUCCGAAGCACCAGCCAAGAUUCUGAAGUUAGCACUGUGGUGAGCAACAGCUCUGGGGAGACACUGGGAGCAGACAGUGAUUUGAGCAGCAAUGCUGGUGAUGGUGUUGGUGGAGAAAGUGGUGGAAACCUGACAGGAUCACGAGGGACUGUUUCAGACAGUGAAAUUGAGACAAAUGCUGCUACUAGCUCUAUCUUUGGCAAAUCUCAUAGUUUGAAGCCAACAAUUAAAGACAGCAAAUGCAGUAGUCCUGGGAGAGCUCCAGAAGAUGCAAGCCAACGGGUUUAUCUCUAUGAGGGUCUGCUGGGGAGGGAUAAAGGAUCUGUCUGGGACCAAUUAGAGGAUGCUGCCAUGGAAACCUUCUCUCUGAGUAAAGAGCGUUCAACUCUGUGGGACCAAAUGCAGUUCUGGGAAGACGCUUUUCUAGAUGCUGUGAUGUUAGAGAGAGAAGGAAUGGGAAUGGACCAGGGACCUCAAGAGAUGAUUGACAGAUAUUUUUCUCUAGGGGACCAUGACCGGAAGCGCUUAGAAGAUGACGAAGACCGCUUAUUGGCUACAUUGCUUCACAAUAUGGUAGCCUACAUGCUUAUGGUGAAGGUGAACAAGAAUGAUAUUAGAAAGAAAGUGCGCCGAUUGAUGGGAAAAUCGCACGUUGGCCUAGUGCAUAGUCAAGAAAUAAAUGAACUGCUUGACAAAUGUGCCAAUUUAACUGGCAGAGAGCUCGCAAUCCGACCCAGUGGCAGCAGACACAUCAAAAAACAAACAUUUGUGGUACAUGCUGGAACAGAUACAACAGGAGACAUUUUCUUCAUGGAGGUGUGUGAUGAUUGUAUUGUGCUAAGAAGCAACAUUGGCACCGUGUAUGAACGCUGGUGGUAUGAAAAACUCAUCAACAUGACAUACUGUCCCAAAACUAAAGUGCUUUGUCUGUGGAGGAGGAAUGGCCAGGAAACCCAGCUGAAUAAGUUCUACACCAAAAAGUGCCGGGAAUUAUAUUAUUGUGUAAAAGACAGUAUGGAGCGAGCAGCAGCAAGACAACAAAGCAUAAAGCCAGGCCCUGAACUAGGUGGGGAAUUCCCAGUGCAGGAUAUGAAAACGGGUGAAGGAGGGCUCCUCCAAGUCACUCUGGAAGGAAUUAAUUUGAAAUUCAUGCACAGUCAGGUUUUCAUAGAGCUGAAUCACAUUAAAAAGUGCAAUACAGUGCGAGGAGUCUUUGUCCUGGAAGAAUUUGUUCCUGAAACUAAAGAAGUGGUGAGCCACAAGUACAAGACGCCAAUGGCUCAUGAGAUCUGCUACUCCGUAUUAUGUCUCUUCUCUUAUGUGGCUGCAGUUCGUGGGAAAGAGGCAGAAGGCAAAAGCAAACCGCCUCGUCCGGUGUCCAGCUGAUCAACACCAUAGCUAGGAAAUGCAUUGACGUGUAAUACUCUCCGUUCUAUUGCUGUUACUGGAACUUGCAUAACCAUCUCUAAUGCAAACUUGUUUAUGUAUGACCCUGCAAGUCCCCUUACAAAAAUCAAAGUUAACUGUUUAGUCCCAUACUGAAGCUGUCCUUCUAUAGCAUUUCUGAUUAUUGGCCUCCCUUCUGAUACUGUGGUCUGUUCUGGCCAAUCGUUUAGAAUAUGCUGUCCCAGAAUUAGCUCACUUGAGGUUCAUCUCUCUCAUUGUUUGCAGUGGUAUCAUCAUGUGAUAUUUCUUUAUUUAUAGAUGUGAGCCUCUGCUUUCAGGUUUUCUGUUACGUGCACAAUGGAAGCCGCUCAGUCUUGCCUGGAUCACUCACUGUUGCUGGGGCUGAAGUGCUCUACUCUUCACUCUUUUCUUCCUUGCGCUGCAUACUUAGACUUGUCAACAUGGAAUUCCUCCCACAGGGCUCUUCUUUGUCUUUUCUUCAACUCAUUCUACAGAAAGAUGUGGUUCUUUGAGAGUAGAAGCAGAACGUACACUUCUGUAAUUAAGGUUUCUUCAGAGGAAUUAUUAGGAAUCCUGGAGCAAGGGGGAUUAGGCAGGCCUCAUCAAAUUGGUAUGCAUGUGCUAUACUUGGGUGGGGGGGAAGGGAGACUAACAUUUUGGUAACAUUCCAUUUUUUUCAGUUCAUUUGUACAUGCUCACAGUGGUAGAUAGAACUCUUCAUGGUAAGUGUAUAACAUUGUGAGCAAAGAAAAAAGAAAGCUACCAAAUCCAACUCAGCACUAUUGGUUAAAGCAUAUGGCAUACUUAUGUAAAGUUUGAGUGUCUGAAGUGUGCUCUGAUUUUGUAGAACAUUGUCAGAAAAAUAUCUGGUUAUGAAAGCCGUUGUGAGGAUGCAAAAGUUUGCAUCAAUACUACUGUAUAUCCUUGUUCCAGGUCUCCUUUUAGCCACUGCUUCUGUCAAACUGUACAUGUAUAUCAAAUAAUUUUGCAAAAACCGUGCUACUGUGCAAUGAAGCCUCCCUCCCAGGUAAAGUAUCCACUUGACCCUUUAUUUUUAAGUAGACUGAAAAAUGAAUGCUUGAAAUAUCUUUUAUUUUCCAUUGACUGGACUGGACUCUAAUGCAGAAAUGCACCAGGGUACUUGGAGGAGAGGAUCUACAGUAUGUAAAUAAACUGUAGAACAUCUGACAGACUGCUCUGACUAAUGUUAGAGUGUUAUAUGUGUUGAUAAAGAUUCUUGGCAACUGCCUUUAGAAAUAGUAUGGCUUUUUCCACGCAGCUUGGUCUGCAUGGCUUUUGAAUGGACUGCACUAUGAAUGAGUGGGGGAAAGGAUGUAAAUAUUUCAGUACCACAUCUAUUUAUAGAAAAGUGUACAGUUGUCUGAAUGUGAAAAUAAACUUAACAUUAAAUCAUU
Molecule: messenger RNA, 6888 nt
Organism: Hemicordylus capensis (graceful crag lizard)
Lineage: Eukaryota; Metazoa; Chordata; Lepidosauria; Squamata; Cordylidae
Gene: MADD
Product: MAP kinase activating death domain
Exons: 37
Coding region: 401-5452 (1683 amino acids)
Biological process (GO): regulation of Rab protein signal transduction; regulation of apoptotic process
Cellular component (GO): cytosol
Molecular function (GO): guanyl-nucleotide exchange factor activity
Source: RefSeq, a predicted model, not a curated record